Molecule: messenger RNA, 213 nt
Organism: Sphenostylis stenocarpa
Lineage: Eukaryota; Viridiplantae; Streptophyta; Magnoliopsida; Fabales; Fabaceae
Source: the annotation of a GenBank genome assembly
AUGACCUUCGUGAGAUUUAAUGAUAACGACAUGAUUGUACAGCUUCCAUCAAUGGAUACAGCACAGUGUGAGGUAGAUGAGCCGUACGCGCCAACAUACCAGAUUUCCACAAAGAAGGCAAAGAAGGAAUUGGGAAUAGAAUUUACUCCUUUGGAAGUGAGUGUCAGGGGCACAGUGGAAACCUUCAGAGAAAAGAAGAUUGUCAACUUCUAA